CGAGGCGGCCUCUCCCCCAGGCCGGGCCGGGCCUCGGCCCCUCUCGCCCGUGGGGGCUGGGAGCCUGAGGGGCCCUCCUGAGGCCGGGCUGGGCCCACCACGGCGGCUCCGCGAGGCCCUCAGUGGCGGGGGCGCGACGUCGGGCCGGUUGUGGGGCUGUCGCCUUGCCCAGGGAGGGGCCCACAGCCAUUGGGUUGCGUGGUGACGCCUGAUGAGGAUCUAGAGCUGUCUUAAGGUAUAAACCAUGAGUUCUCCUCUUUCCUCCCUGGGAAAGCACCGCAGAGUCCCACUGCAGCUCCAGAGGCCAGGGAAAAGGACAGUGCCAUUUAAACUGAGUGCCUACAAUGAGGAUGAAGCUGAGCUGCUGAAUGACAUCCUGUCUCCUAGAACAAAGUUUCCAGUGCAAGACAUUUCCCCUUCCUGCUCAAAAGGAACAGCAACAAAAACAAGUACCCAUGGGGCAGCUCCGACUGACAUGGAGCUCAUGUCCUCCAUGAUGCAAAAAAUUGCUUUGUUGGAACAAAAAGCAAAGAGCCAAGCACAAGAAAUCCAGCUGAAGGCUAGAAAGAUUGCUGAGCUUGAGAAGCAGGUGCAGAUCCUCCAGAAAGGAAAAGAUUCCCCGGAGUCGAGCAGAAUAGAGGAGCUGGAGGUGAAGUGUCUUCAGCUGCAGAAUCAGGUCUGGGAAAUGGAGCGGUUUCUGAAUGAUUAUGGAUUGAUCUGGGUUGGAGAGAGGAAUGAACAGCUGGAAGAAUUGAAAUCAUUGAAGAAGCAGGAAGAUCAGCCAUCAAGAGGUCUCUGGAAACCAGGUGACUCAGCUGUUUCCAAGAACCCGAUCGAUUUUGAUUUAAUUUUGGAAAACCUGAAAGAUUUAAACAUGCUGGCUGGGGAAGGUGUGUCUCAAAUUGAGCGCACAGCAGGAGGUGCUAGACUGAGGCAGCCCCAAUCGAUAGCCCUCACUUUUUAUCAGAAUGGGAUAGUCAUGUUCAAUGGACCCUUCCGGUCGUACGAGGAGCCGUCCACGCAGCAAUGUCUUCAGGAUAUCAUGGAUGGCUAUUUUCCCUCAGAGCUACAGACGCGCUACCCGGAUGGCGUUCCUUUUCAGGUCACUGACAGGAGAGACGUUUUCUUUCGGGAGAGGCAGCUACCAGAGAACUUUCCUGGCCAGGGGCAGGUAGUUGGCCAUUCGAGGUCAAGUGAGGUAAAGGAAACCAGUGAGAUCCCAGGUCCCAGGCUCUCACUGGAGCAGUUUCUGAACAAACUUCCUAAAUCCUUGAUCCGGGAGGGACAAGUGAUUGAUAUCCGAGGGCCAAUCAAAGAAACUCUGCAGGGCUCUGAUGGGACACGUAGCAAUGAAGUGAUCCUGGUGGAGACGCCCAGCCUGAAAGCAAUGAAGGAGAGGUUGAAGGCAGACGAACAGGACCAGCCUCCAGCCCCCAACAUCUCCACUCUCCGGAUAAAAUCUGAGAAUGGGGAGCAGACGUACAUUGUAAAAAUGCUCUUCACAGAGACCAUCGGAGACCUGCGCCAGCACCUCGCCCAGAGCAGGGGUGGAGAACCACAGCCGUAUGAGAUCAUCAGCACCUUUCCCCAGAGAGUGUAUGCGGACAACUUCAUGACCCUGCAGGAGUGUGGACUGAUUCCCAACGCCUCCCUUCUACUGCGGGAAAAGCUCUCUUUGGCCAAGGAGGGACAGGGCCACAGAUAGUUUAACAGCUUCAAAUGAGCCAGUUGGCCUUGCAACUGCUACUUCACAUGUGAAGUAAUUUGCUUUCCUCCCCACCCAUCCGCUUCUCCAUCAUGGGCUCUACGAUAAGGCACGAGGAAGGAACAGCCUUGCACAAUCUGAUAAGCUGCAACCUCUCCCUUACUCAAGGGGGAAGGAGGGUGGGGUGGUCUUUCCAGAUUCAGUUGAACUGCAUUGUUACCUGGGCCUACCACCUCCCGUAGGCAAAGCAAGGGGGAGAAAUAGCCCUGGAGAUCUCGCCCCUCCCUGCACUGUGAUGAGACAAGGCCACACACCCUGCCAGUCUGGAUCCUAGCAGCCUACCUGUGUAAAUAUUACCCUGGGGGACGUGUAGCCAAGCUGGGUUUCUCUCCACCUUUGCUGAAGGUCACAUGAGCUUUUUGCUCCUCAGAGGUUGCAGUGAGUUCAGUUCAACACCUGUGUCCUCAUCUGCAGGUCCCUUAUGUCUACACUGCAAUAAAAAAACUGGCACCAGUCUCAGAGCCCACAUCAACUGAGUUGGGGUCAGGAUGUGGGGCUGCAACUAGCAGCAUAGAUGAUCAAGUGUGGCCUGGAGCUGGGGCACUGAGACCCCCACCCGUUUGUGGGGGUUCCAGAGCCCAGGCUCCAGCCCAAGCCUGAAUGUCUACACUGCACUCUUCAGUCAGCUGAGCCAGGCCAGAUGGGGCCAUACCCUGGUCUUUUAUUGCGGAGUAGACAGCCUUCAAGAAGUAAGUGUAUAUACAGCAUAGGUGAAAUGCUGUAAGGGCCCUCCCAGCUCGGUUACGGUGCAGUUUCCACAUGCAUCUGCUCUCUUGGUUAGGGCUAGAUUCUGAUCUCCCGCUGGUGUACAAAUGAGCUGAACUAUUAAAGUCCAUAGGGUUACGCUGGACUGAGUGGAAUCAGGCUCUGAGUCAUUUGCAGCACUGAGACGCAGCCAGAGCCACUCCAGCGAGGAGGUGCCAAUCCUUACCUAUCCUCUACAUGAACCACUUCUGCCUUUAAACAGACCCCACGUGUCCAGUGUUAACAGCCUACAAAUCUGUAUGGCUGAGCCUGAUCACCAUAGUGCCAACCUCUGCCUUCCCCCCAGUUGUCGGCCCUGUGGCAAACAAGUGCUGUCACAUGAGACCUAGCACCCCAUUUCUGUCCUGGGUUAGGGCCCAGGUCUCGGGCUUUGUACCCUGUUGUCAUUUAUCCCCUGGGCAAAGUACUAUCCAGUCAGCUGAGGAGCGCUGUUCUUCACGUGGCGUGUCAUUUCCAUGUGUGCAAAGUACAAGCUGGGAGGGGUGCAGGCCUUGAGAGUUAAGGCCCCAAGCCCCCUUCUGUAUCAGCCUAGUUCACUAAAGGACAGAGGACACAAUCUCUGGGACUGGUUUACAGGGCUGCCCGGGGAGGGGGGCAAGUGGGGCAGUUUGCCCUGCAGGGGCCCCGUGAGCCCUGGCCCAGCAUCCCUUCCCUGGCUAGAGGCGCCUUUUUAAUUUUCACUCACCCGGCGGAGGGCUGGGUCUUCGGCACUUUGGCGGCGGGGGGCCCUUCAGUGGCUCCAGGUCUUCAGCAGCAUUUUGGCAGUGGAUCCUUCAGUGCUGCUGAAGACGCGGAGUGAAUGAACGACCUGCCACAGACUUGGGGCACCGCCCGCUGAGUACAAGCGCCGCAGCAGCUGGCGCAUUUUUUUAUGUCUGCUCGGUUAUGCGCACACCCCACCUUUCCCUAAUCCAUGUUCAUAUGAUAGCCUCACCCCCUCCUGUCCUGGAAAGCCUUCGAACCAGGGUGCUGGAGCAGAGACUGGAGCUGGUGCACAGAGCAGCAGGUUUUUGCCUGGAGCAGAGCCGGAGCACAGCUCCAAAGCCCUGCUUCUGACCAUUCAAUGUGAGAACAUGACAAAGCUGCCGCUGAUUUGUGGCUGAAGAAGCUGCACCCUUUGGGCAACUUCCCCUUUUACUAGGCUCUGCUGAGCACGCAGCAUUCCCUCGGGUUCAAACACUUCUAAGCUGUGCAGCUCCUCAUCCAUCAACUUUCAAUUGACUGUUUAGGGAAGUGCUAAAGCCUUGGUCAGCCAACAGUGCGCUGGAAAGGUAAAAGGCUGACACCAGAGAAUCCUGCAUCAAAACGUCUCUUAGCUGCACUCACCCCACCCAGCUCAUUUCUUGCAUGGUCCUGAACUACAGGAAGUUCAGUGAGAGGAUGGAAACAAGUCCUCUCCCCCUUGCACAGAUAGGAAGGAUCCCCUGUAACUUUUAAGGCCUUUGCUCAUCUAAUUAGACAAGUGUUUUCCUCACUAGCAGCUUGCCAUCCUCCAUGCACGUUCUUUAAGCCCGUGCUGGCAUUCUAGAGUUCAGAUCUUUGUGCCAGGCCAAAGCAAUGAGCACAACCUGACUAAGCUGCUCUGAACUGGGACGUCACUCAGAAUUGGUAAGUAGGAUUAUGCCCAAUCUAGUAUCAAAAUAAAGAAACCAAUUUAAAAAAAAAAACCACACCAAAGCCAGCAGGAAAGGCUUAGUAACAUUUAAUAGCAUCUCUGAAGACAACAGUGGUUAGAAAGAUGCUUUUUGGCAGGAAAACAAAAUGCACUUGGUCCAGGUUGCAGAAAGCCAGCUCAAAAAGGAAAGACAGGAAGGCUGGAGCGUCAGACAUUCUGGAGCAGCCCCUGAGCCCUCCUAAAGGGAGCGUUCACAUCACAGCAGUACAGGAAUGUGCUAAUGGAACUGUCUGGGUCCCCUAAUAGCAGAUCUGCCCUCACCACCCACCCCUCAGAGCCUCUUCAAGAGAGCUCUGCACUCUACUGAAGUCGUUUUGUGCAUUUCCUCCUCCCUCUCUCUGGCUGAUGAAGGAAUUCAAACCCUAUUCUUGUGCAGUGCUUCUGCAUGGAGUUUAAACCACAACCCCCCCUUAGCCGUCAGCAUGUCUACAGUCAGAAUGAGAGGCAGGAAGCGCAGGCUGCUGUGUUCGCACAGAACCGCACCUGGUGCUAGGACAAGAGAGGAAGCACACAAUCCCACACCCUUCCCUUCUACAGCACAAGACUCGUUCAGAGGAGAGGGGCGCAGAAAUAGCUAACGGCCUUACUUCAGGUGACUUCCCUUCUACAGAGGCACUGGCAGCUGCAUUGGGAGCCAGGCCCGGCAGUGUUCGAAGGACCGUGCAGUGAUAUCAGAGCUGCUCUGGGGCCCUGUCAGACCAUAUCGGGGUUAGGCAGGAAGAAAUCGCAGGCAGCUGCAAAGA
This is a messenger RNA of Mauremys mutica (yellowpond turtle), 4948 nucleotides long. RefSeq names its product UBX domain protein 11 (gene UBXN11). Gene Ontology annotation, biological process: proteasome-mediated ubiquitin-dependent protein catabolic process. The transcript has 15 exons. Bases 245 to 1705 code for a protein of 486 amino acids. Lineage: Eukaryota; Metazoa; Chordata; Testudines; Geoemydidae. Gene Ontology annotation, molecular function: ubiquitin binding. The record is from RefSeq and is a predicted model, not a curated record.